AUGGACCCCAGUGAAUUCGGCACCUCGACCAUUCCCCUCCAGCAUGCACCAUAUGGCCCAAUCACCGCGGAAGCACUUACAAAUAAGAAUGCUGGAAAGGUCGCAGUAGUGACGGGCGCAGCGCAAGGCAUAGGCGCAGCGAUCGCAGAAGCUCUUACGAUAUCGGGAGCCACCGUUGCUAUCCUAGACUUGUCGGUCGAGAAGCAACAAAAGACGCAAGAAGCGUGCGAGUUCCACGGCGGGAAAAUAAGAGCUUAUGCAUGCGAUGUAUCGAACCAAGACGCUGUGAUGAAGACAUUCGAUGAGGUCGAGAAAGACUUUGGCCCUAUAGAUAUACUCGUGAAUAACGCAGGCGUCCUCGUCCAGCGACCUUUGAUCAUGUCAGACUUCGAUUCAUUCUGGAAGCAGAUUGAGGUCAAUUUCAAAGGUGUACGUCUUCUACUGAAUCUCUACCUUUUCAAGACUGGGGCUCCCAAAGAUGUCCAGGAAAAGUACGGCAGUCCGAAAGACGAAGAGUAUUUCAAAGGGCUAUUCAAGGAUCCGCCGAUUCUGUGCGGGCAGACGUGCGCAUGGCUCGCUACAGGACAAGGGAAGGAUCUGAGGGGAUUGUAUAUUGGUGAGAAGCGCCACUUAGCUGUGAUUAUCAAGUUUCUAACGAAUGUGUAG
Didymosphaeria variabile is the source of this 666-nucleotide messenger RNA. RefSeq lists its product as uncharacterized. The transcript is spliced from 3 exons. Bases 1 to 666 code for a protein of 221 amino acids. Gene Ontology annotation, molecular function: oxidoreductase activity, acting on the CH-OH group of donors, NAD or NADP as acceptor. NCBI's taxonomy places the organism in Eukaryota, Fungi, Ascomycota, Dothideomycetes, Pleosporales, Didymosphaeriaceae. The record is from RefSeq and is a predicted model, not a curated record.